This is a messenger RNA of Phyllotreta striolata, 1563 nucleotides long. The record is from the annotation of a GenBank genome assembly. Lineage: Eukaryota; Metazoa; Arthropoda; Insecta; Coleoptera; Chrysomelidae.
AGCACCCCCAGUUCAACUUUCUAGAGGUACUACCAGGUCGGUACCACCAGCAGUUCAACAGUUUCAAUCAAUAGAAAACAACUACUCACAACUAUCGCCCAAUCAUCCGUUCUGUUGGUACGACUGAUAACUCUACCGAUCACUACUUCAGUUGGUACUACGUCAAAACGUCACAAUGUCCACGUCAGUUUAAGAGCGAUAAUCGAAGACCGAUGAACGACGAUUAUUUUUGCGACGAAGACGAGGAGUACGGCGACUACGGGUUGCAGUACUCCGAGGAGAGCACCUCCGAGCCGGACGUCGACCUGGAGAACCAGUACUACCUGGCGAAGACGCUGAAAGAGGACCAGCUGGAGAAUUCGGUGGCCGCCUUCCAGAAGGUGCUCGACCUGCAGGGCGACCAUCGCGGCGAGUGGGGCUUCAAGGCGCUGAAGCAGCUGGUCAAGAUCAACUUCCAGCUGAAGAACUACCAGGAGACGAUGAAGAAGUACAAGGAGCUGUUGGGGUACAUCAACACGGCGGUGACCAAGAACCACGGCGAGAAAUCGAUCAAUUCCAUAUUGGAUUACACUUCGACGUCGAAGGACAUCGAGCUGCUGCAGGACUUCUACGAGACCACGUUGUCGGCUUUGAAGAACGCCAAAAACGACAGGCUGUGGUUCAAGACCAACACGAAAUUGGGCAAAGUCUAUCUGGAAAGGGGCGAAUUCGCCAAAGUCACCAACAUCAUCAAGCAGCUCAAGUUGACCUGCAACACCAACAUCCAGGACAUCGAUCCGCACAAAGGUACCCAAUUGCUGGAGAUCUACGCGCUGGAGAUCCAGAUGUACACGCAGCAGAAGAACAACAAGCAACUGAAGGAGUUGUACGAGCGCAGCCUCAAAAUACGCUCCGCCAUUCCACAUCCUCUCAUCAUGAGCGUCAUCAGGGAGUGCGGCGGGAAGAUGCACUUGCGGUCCGGCGAUUACGAAAAAGCCUACACGGACUUCUUCGAAGCGUUCAAGAACUACGACGAAGUGGGCAAUCCGAGGCGCAUCAAUUGCCUGAAGUACCUCAUCUUGACCAGCAUGCUGUUGAAAUCGGCCAUCAAUCCGUUCGAUUCGCAGGAGGCGAAACCCUACAAGAGCGAGACCGAAAUCAAGGCGAUGACCGAUCUGAUAUCGGCCUUCCAGAACAACAACAUGAAGGAGUUCGAGUGCAUCUUCCAGGAGAACAAGGACUCCUUGAUGGUGGAUCCGUUCGUGCACGAGCACAUCUCCGAUCUGCUGGUGCACGUCAGGACCAACGCCCUGCUGACGCUCGUCCGGCCGUACUGCAACGUCAAAUUGGACUUUAUCAGUACCGAAUUGGGCAUCGGCUCCGACGAGGUGGAGUUCCUGUUGGUCUCUUGCAUUUUGGACAAAGAUAUCGAAGGUAGGAUCGAUCAGGUGAAUAAGAUAUUGGUGAAGAGGCCGAAAGGUUACGAUAGCAAGUACAUUGCUUUGGAGAAAUUGACCGAGCAAAUUGGAAAGUUGACUUUGUCCAUUGGUGUUUGAUCUCGGUUGAAUAAAGAUUUAAUUUGUC